This is a messenger RNA of Nomascus leucogenys (northern white-cheeked gibbon), 1370 nucleotides long. RefSeq names its product protein O-mannose kinase (gene POMK). Gene Ontology annotation, cellular component: endoplasmic reticulum membrane. Gene Ontology annotation, molecular function: protein kinase activity; carbohydrate kinase activity; ATP binding. NCBI's taxonomy places the organism in Eukaryota, Metazoa, Chordata, Mammalia, Primates, Hylobatidae. The record is from RefSeq and is a predicted model, not a curated record. Gene Ontology annotation, biological process: protein phosphorylation; protein O-linked glycosylation; carbohydrate phosphorylation.
AGUGCGUGCCGGCCUGGGGUGGCAGGGGGCGCAGAGGCUUGGGCUGCAGGAUCCUGUUUGCUGUGUAAUCCUGAGAAUGGACUGCAAGAGAGGAAAAACUGGGCGUCUGCUUGGGAAUCUAUUGUGGAAACCCAGGGUGUUUCCAGACCAGUCCCUGGGCACCAACUAGAGUAUGGACUGACCAGGUACCUGGAUGGAGACCUGAGCUGGAGAAGGAGAUGCGCUUGAGAGGAAAUUGCAGAGGCCGUCAACAUGGAAAAGCAGCCCCAGAACAGCAGGAGAGGCCUUGUCCCCCGAGAGGUGCCGCCAGCUGUUGGGCUGCUGCUGAUCAUGGCCCUGAUGAAUACUCUGCUCUACCUCUGCCUCGACCGCUUUUUCAUCGCUCCUCGACAAUCCAUUGUGGACCCCAGACACUGUCCCUAUGGUCACUUCAGGAUAGGACAGAUGAAAAACUGCUCACCUUGGCUGUCCUGCGAGGAGCUGAGAACAGAAGUGAGACAGCUGAAGCUUGUUGGGGAAGGAGCUGUGAAGAGAGUCUUUCUGUCUGAGUGGAAGGAGCACAAAGUUGCUCUCUCACGGCUCACCAGCCUGGAGAUGAAAGAUGAUUUCCUCCAUGGACUGCAGAUGCUGAAAUCUCUACAAGGCACACAUGUUGUCACGCUGCUUGGCUAUUGUGAGGUUGACAACACUAUUCUUACUGAAUAUCACCCUCUGGGUUCCUUGAGUAACCUGGAAGAAACACUAAACCUUUCAAAGUACCAAAAUGUGAACACGUGGCAGCACAGGCUGGAGCUGGCCAUGGACUAUGUCAGCAUCAUUAACUACCUGCACCACAGCCCUGUGGGCACGCGGGUCAUGUGUGACUCCAAUGACCUGCUGAAGACACUGUCCCAGUAUCUGCUAACAAACAACUUCAGCAUUUUGGCAAAUGACUUGGACGCCUUACCCCUGGUAAACCACAGCUCCGGGACGCUGGUGAAGUGCGGCCACAGGGAGCUGCAUGGGGAUUUCGUGGCUCCAGAGCAACUGUGGCCCUAUGGAGAGGACAUGCCAUUCUGCGAUGAUCUCAUGCCCUCAUAUGACGAGAAGAUUGACAUUUGGAAGAUCCCAGACAUCUCCAGUUUCCUUCUGGGGCACAUUGAAGGGAGUGAUAUGGUCCGAUUCCAUUUGUUUGAUAUUCACAAAGCAUGCAAGAGCCAGACUCCCUCAGAAAGACCCACUGCCCAGGAUGUUCUGGAGACCUACCGGAAGGUCUUGGAUACACUUAGAGAUGCCGUGAUGUCUCAGGCAAGAGAGAUGCUGUGAAAACCAGUCCAGCCAAUGAAGGUGGGAUUGAAGGGCUGAAUGGAAGUUACAGCAUUCUACUCUGA